Candidula unifasciata is the source of this 552-nucleotide messenger RNA. NCBI's taxonomy places the organism in Eukaryota, Metazoa, Mollusca, Gastropoda, Stylommatophora, Geomitridae. The record is from the annotation of a GenBank genome assembly.
CGACGUGAAGAACUUGAGAAAGAAAUCUCAGAACAGUUUGCGGUUCAAGGGAGACCACCACUUGUAAACAUCUGCCCCCCUUCGCCACAGAAUAAUGAAGAGAAUAAAACUGCAAACUUUAAUUACACAACCAGCAGUGGUACUGUAGACAUUCAGCCUCGUUCUGGCAGUCAGAAUGAUAAUAAUGGAAGCACAGGACCUAAACCCAUGUUGCCGUACAGCUCCAUGUUUAUCUUUGACCCGACAAACCCUGUCAGACGCUUCUGUCAUUUUGUGGUCAACCUACGGUACUUUGAUCUGUUCAUCAUGAUUGUGAUCUGUGCUAGCUCCGUGGCCCUGGCAGCAGAAGACCCGGUCAUUGAGGACUCCUACAAAAACAAGAUUCUCAAUUAUUUCGAUUACGUUUUCACAGGGGUCUUCACCAUUGAGCUGGUACUCAAGAUCAUUGACCUUGGUGUCAUCCUUCAUCCUGGUGCAUACAUCCGAGAUUUGUGGAACAUUCUAGAUGCCACUGUGGUUGUCUGUGCUCUGGUUGCAUUUGCAUUUAAGUAA